Lacerta agilis (Sand lizard) is the source of this 4008-nucleotide messenger RNA. RefSeq names its product glutamine rich 2 (gene QRICH2). The record is from RefSeq and is a predicted model, not a curated record. Lineage: Eukaryota; Metazoa; Chordata; Lepidosauria; Squamata; Lacertidae. The coding region runs from base 55 to 3993 and encodes 1312 amino acids. The transcript has 19 exons.
AGGGGGGUUCCAGACAAAGACCUAGAAGCUCGCCUUGACGACUUGGAAAAGAAAAUGUUUGCGCUGCAGGCUAACCUCCAAGGGGUGGCAGAUCAGGUGCAAGGGGUGGACGAUCAGGUCCAAGGAAUGCAAGAUCAAGUGCAGGGAGUCCAGGGGAAAGUGCAGGGUUUGGGAAAGCGGCUCAAAGGGUUUGAAAAUCAAAUGUCUGGCCUAGAGAAGCUGCCUUCUGGUACCGACUUGAUGGAUAAAACCAGGAGUGGCUCUGUGGCCGAUCUAUGGCAAGCGAUGCAGUUGCAGAAGAAAGUUGAAGCCAACGAAGAGGGCAUCAACAAGGCCAUGUCUUUGUUGCAGGAUGUAAUAGAUGAGGCUGGCAAAAUGAAGGCAGCCACAGCCAAUUUAGAGGAUGAAGUACAAAAAAUCAAGGAUCACUUAGCAUUGUUGGACCCCCAUGCAUUUGAUGAUCGACUAAAGACUUGCUUAAGCGAUCAGAUGAGUUUGGAUAAUGAAGUGAAAGACUUAGAGAAGAGGCUGAGCCUGUUUCCUUCCCCAGAGGAGAUGAACAAUAUGGUGCGGUGGGACGUUCUAGAGGACGUCCUUGUGAAAGGGAAGAGGAGCCCAUCUCCCGUGACAAGUCCAGUCCAACACUCUCCAACUGAUUCUACCACCUCUCCAGAAAGCAGAGCCACUCCUGGAUCUCCAGGAACUUUGCCUGGCUCUCACAGAAGAGAAGGAACACCAGCUGGUGCACCAGGGGCUCCAAGAAGUGCUCCAGCAGGAGCUCAGCCAGGCCAGCCUGGAGCUCAGCCAGGCCAGCCUGGUGUUGCUGGUGCUCCAGGGGCCCAACCAGGAGCUCCUGGGGCCCAAGCACCCUAUCCCGGGGCACCCGGGGCCUAUCCCGGAGCCCCUGGAGCCCAAGCACCCUACCCUGGGGCACCCGGGGCCUAUCCCGGAGCACCUGGUGCCUAUCCUGGAGCGCCUGGGGCUUAUCCUGGAGGCCUAGCACCCUAUCCUGGGGCACCUGGGGCCUAUCCUGGAGCACCUGGGGCCUAUCCUGGGGCUCCUGGGGCCCAGCCUGGUGCACCUGGAGCCCAAGCACCCUAUCCCGGAGCACCUGGGGCCUAUCCUGGAGCACCUGGGGCUUAUCCUUGGGCACCUGGGGGCUAUCCUGGGGCACCUGGGGCCUAUCCUGGGGCUCCUGGAGCCCAGCCUGGUGCACCUGGAGCCCAAGCACCCUAUCCUGGAGCACCUGGGGCCUAUCCUGGAGUACCUGGAGCCCAGCCUGGGGCUCCUGGAGCCCAGCCUGGAGCACCUGGAGCCCAAGCACCCUAUCCUGGAGCACCUGGGGCUUAUCCUGGGGCUCCUGGAGCAGCCGGGGCAUACCCUGGGGCACCUGGAGGCCAGCCUGGGGCACCUGGAGGCCAAGCAGCCUAUCCUGGGGCACCUGGGGCUCAAGCUGGAGCCCCUGGGGCCCAGCCUGGGGCACCUGAAGGCCAAGCAGCCUAUCCUGGUGCACCUGGGGCUCAACCUGGAGCACCUGGGGCCCAGCCUGGUGCACCUGGAGAUGAAACAGCCUAUCCUGGAGGCCUGGCACCCUAUGCCGGAGCCUAUCCCGGAGCCUAUCCUGGAGUCCUUGGUGCCCAGCCUGGUGUUCCUGGAGUUCAUGAAGCCUUCCCCGGAGGCCCUGUCAUUCCAUGGAUACAAGCUGGAUAUCCUGGACCCCCUCCAUUCUAUCCUGGUUCUCCUGAUGCCCAAGCUGGGUACCUUGGUCAGCCUGGGAUUCUUUGGCCCAGUCCUCUUGGUUACCAGCCUGGUGAGGCAGCUGGUGCGCAGCCUGCAAUGCAGCUUGUAUUGCCCCCUGGGCCUGUCCUUGGAGCUACACCUCCAGCAUCUCCGCUGCUCUCCGUCGCAACCCCCAUGCCACUGUCCGAGUCUGGCUCCACUUUGGCCCCAGCCCGCUACUCUGAGACUGUGGAUGCCCUGCGGUCUCUCGCUCAACUGACGGACUUGUAUUAUGCUCUGCGAGAUCAGAUCAGUCUCCUCGAUCAAUUCAAGUGUGGCUAUGCCGAUCUCCGCAGGCUGCAAGACUUCCUCACAGAUGCACUUUAUCGGAACCUUGCUCUCAUCCCACCUGAUCUUCCUGAAAAGCUUGCUGCACUCCAGGCAAUGGAAGAAGACAUGAAAACUGAGAAAGAGAAGUUAAACAAGAUCCAGAAUGUACUUGAAGGAGAGCUGGCAGAAACAGAUGACAAACUGGAAGGAGCUGGUCAGAUCAACAUGCAGAUAGGUUUUCUGAGAGCAACAGUGCAUGAUAUAGAGAAAGAGCUAAAGGAGCUCAGAAACAAGCAGGAUGCGGGGAAAGCCAAACUGGAGCAGUCAGUGACCGACACUGCCAUCUACCUGCAAGAACAGUUAGACAAGCUUAGAGGUGUCAUAGAGAACAUGAUGGCUUCCUCGUCCACGCUGCUGUCCAUGAGCAUGCCACCUACCCCGGAGCCUGGGGUGGCUCCGGCCCAGAGCACAUGUGCAGCUUGCAGCUUAGAUGUCAGUGAGAAGGUUAGCCAGCUGUUCAAGCGCUAUGAGCAGCUGCAGGACUUGAUUAACAACUUCAUGUUAAGGCAGGCAGAUGGCAAACUAGCCAAGAAACCCAAGCACCGCCAGGAUGAAGAGAUGCUCAGCCAAAUCCAAAGCACCAUCCUGCAAGUUCAGGAUGACUGUGAGAAGCUGAACGCCACCGCAGGCACUCUUGUAGAAGAUCAUCGCCAGAAGCAGAAGGAGAUCAAUAUGUUGUUCAAGUCCCUGGAGAGACUAGAAAGUGUAAAAGCGGACAAAGACAGCCUAGAGAUGGAAAUUGAUGUGAAAGCAGAUAAGGCUGCCCUUGCUGCAAAGGUCAGCCGUAGCCAGUUCGAUGCCACUACGGAGCAACUGCAUAAGAUGAUGCAGGAGUUGUUGAACAAGAUGGCUGGGCAAGAACAAGAUUGGCAGAAGAUGCUUGACAAACUCUUGAUUGAAAUGGACUCCAAGCUGGACCGCUUGGAACUGGACCCCUUCCGACAGCAGCUGGAGGAGCGCUGGAAGGAUAUCCGGAAACAGCUGAAGGAGAGGAUGCCACAAGAAAUAGGAGACGAAGCUGCUGGGAUCAGGAGGAGACUCCUGGCCCACUUCCACUGCAUCUCUUGCGACCGACCUUUGGAAAUGGUGGUUCCUGGCCCACACAUCACAACACUCCCUGCUGUGCCAGGUUUACCUCCUCACCAAUCCCUCCGGCCAUACAUGGUUUAUGAAUUGGAACAAAUCAGGCAGAUGAACCGCAGUCUGAAGCUAGGACCUGGUGUUCGUUUUGAUGCACUGGAGAAGAGUGCGAGUCUCAAUAAGCUGCGCCGCAUCCAUUCCAAGAUGCUCAUGGAUAUACAGAAGGUGCAGAGCCAUUACAGUGGUGGAGCAGCGAAGGUCAACGCUCAGAUGAUCAGGGAGAUGCUGCAGGCCCAGUGUCUUGGCUCAACCCCGUAUGGCAGACGCGACAGGCUUGCUGAUAUGUCAGACUUCAGCUACAUAAGCGUUCCUCGGCACUGCGGAGGCAGCCACACCCUCACUUACCCAUACCGGCGUUAUGGACGGCUGCAGCAGUUUGCACAGUCUAUGGCGCCAGUCCAACCGGAGGAAAACGCCAUGUUGGCGGUGAUGAAGCAUGAAGAGGUAGAUAUACUGGGUCUUGAUGGUCAUAUCUACAAAGGACGGAUGGACACGCAGCUCCCAUCAAUAACUGGAAAGGACGGUAUUUUAAGACCGAGAAACAAGCUCAUUCGGUCGUCGUCACAAAGGCACCAUCCCACGCUCAGUGACAUUGCCAAUCUUCCAAUUCGUCCCCACACUGCCAAAGUGUCUUUGCGCAGCACGUCAGGUAAGUUCCGAACCAGGUCAGGAUCCAGAAAAGAUGAGACCCACUCAGAUAAGAUAGUGAGGUUUCCUCAAUUUAUAUACUCACUCUGGGAUUAAUAUAGGACAGUCCAU